Messenger RNA from Baudoinia panamericana UAMH 10762, 4314 nucleotides. RefSeq lists its product as uncharacterized. NCBI's taxonomy places the organism in Eukaryota, Fungi, Ascomycota, Dothideomycetes, Mycosphaerellales, Teratosphaeriaceae. Gene Ontology annotation, molecular function: protein binding; nucleic acid binding. The transcript has 3 exons. Gene Ontology annotation, cellular component: mRNA cleavage and polyadenylation specificity factor complex; nucleus. The coding region runs from base 1 to 4314 and encodes 1437 amino acids. The record is from RefSeq and is a predicted model, not a curated record.
AUGCAGUGCUAUACCGAAGUGAUCGCACCGACUGCGGUAACGCAUGCUGUCGCUUUAUCCUUCAUCGGACCUCAAGCGGACAAUCUGGUUGUCGCAAAGACUUCGCUACUGCAGGUCUUCGAGGUCAAGCGGAUAAGCCAAGCGAAGGACAACGGACACCACGACCAUGCAGACGCUCAGUCCAGACUCUCCCUCAUUGGAGAGUACACCCUCUCCGGUACGGUAACAGCACUCUCGCCAAUCACCCUUCCAUCUUCCCGUACCGGCGGCGCCGCCCUCGUUUGCGCCUUCAAAGAUGCCAAGCUGAGUCUGAUAGAAUGGGAUCCGGAGCACUACCGGAUUAGUACCAUUAGCAUCCACUACUAUGAGGGAGACAAUGUGCUUCUCCCGCCGUUUGGCGCGGCUUUGUCGGAGUGCGAGAGCAUCCUGACAGUCGAUCCAGGCUCCAGAUGCGCCGCAUUGAAGUUUGGGGAGCGACAGCUUGCUAUUCUGCCCUUCAGACAGCAGGGUGAUGAACUGGCCGACGAAGCCGCAGAAGAUGCGGAUAUGGCGGAGGCAGAGUCAGAGGAGCAACCGGGGAAUGUGACCUUGAAGCGGACCUCUACAACACAGGCGCUGGACUCCAAGGACGAUAUCACGCCUUACAAGUCUUCUUUCGUCUUGCCGCUGAUCACACUCGAUCCGUCGUUGACGCAUCCGGUCCACUUGGCUUUCUUGCACGAGUACCGCGAACCGACAUUUGGCAUCCUCUCCGCCCCCCAACAACCGUCUCUCGCUCUCCUUGACGAGCGGAAGGAUUGUCUGAGCUACACGGUCUUCACUCUCGACCUCGAACAGCGCGCCUCAACCAAUCUAAUGUCCGUCUCGAAGCUGCCUUCUGAUCUGUGGAAAGUCAUAGCUUUGCCGCCUCCUGUUGGCGGUGCAUUACUCGUCGGCACAAAUGAGCUUAUCCACAUCGAUCAAAGUGGUAAGACGACUGCAGUGGCCGUCAACGAAUUCGCAAAAGUUGCGAGCAAUUUCAGCAUGGCUGACCAUUCCGACCUCAACAUGAAGCUGGAAGGCUGUGAGAUUGAGAUGCUCGACUCAAGCACUGGGAAUGCGCUUAUUGUGCUUAAUGAUGGGUCAUUCGCCACGCUCAGCUUUAAGAUGCUCGGUCGCACUGUGGGCGGCCUCACCGUCUCCCGGGUUGCAGAUACGAACGGUGGCAACGUGAAUGCUAGUGCGCCUUCUUGCGUGGCCAGUAUGCAGCAGCAGAAACUGUUCGUGGGCAGUGAAGACGGAAGCUCGUCGCUUGUGAGAUGGGCCAAGGACACGCCGACACUGAGCAGGAAGCGGUCGCAUGCGCAAAUGCUCGGUCAAGACGCACCAAUGGACGAUGCUGAUGACGCUGAAGAGCUAGACGAAGACGAUCUCUACGCGCCUUCGGCUGUGGCGGUGAAACGUGCGGCAUCUGUCGCUAACGCCGCGGCUGUAGAUGCUUCGACGACGUAUACAUUCGAGCUCGAGGAUUCACUGAACUCUUUAGCUCCGAUGAACAACGUCUGUCUUGGCAGGUCUCCUCGUACGGGCAAGGAGAAGCUUGAGCUGGUAGCCGGCAUAGGCAGAGGCAAAGCCAGCAGCCUGGCCUUCAUGAACAGAGAGAUCAUCCCGAAUGAAAUUCGCUCGCGUGAUGUAGCUGGUGCGAAGGACAUUUGGAGCGUCUGUGCCAGGUCACGCGAGGGCGACAAAGUGUCUUCUGCGGAUACUUACGACAACCUACUUUUUGUGUUCGACGGUGAAAGCACGAAAACGUACAAGUACGCCGACUCGGCCGAGGGCUCGAUUAUUGAGCUCGAUGAGACGGACUUCGAAGGCGAUGGCGAAACAGUCUGUGUCGGCACGCUUGCCAAUGGCAGCUGCAUCGUGCAAUGUCGUCGCACGGAGAUCCGAACGUAUGAUCACCAGCUCGGACUCAGCCAGAUCAUUCCUAUGAGCGAUGAUGAGACGGAUGCCGAGCUCAAGAUCGUCGCCACUUCCUUCUGUGAUCCGUACUUGCUUGUAAUCCAGGAUGACAGCAGCGUGCAGAUACUGCAGGUAGACAAGCAGGGUGAUGUCGAGCCCUUGGACGCAGCUGAAAGUGAUCUGCGGGAAGGGAAGUGGCUCACUGGAAGCCUUUACGCUGGCGAGCUCAGCGACGGACAGUCGGCAGCGUUCUUACUCGGACAGGAGGGCGGACUGCAGGUCUUCAGCUUACCAGAGACAAAGCUUGUAUAUUCGGCGCCAACGCUACCGUUCUUGCCGCCGGUGCUGUCAGCAGACGCUCCGCAGCGGCGAGGCGGUAAGGUCACACUGACGGAAGUAUUGGUCGUCGACCUCGGAGCGGAGGGUGUGACGCGACCAUAUCUGAUCGUCCGCACUGCGAUGGAUGAUCUGAUCCUCUACGAACCUUUCCACUACAGCGCUACGACGUUGGACGCGCGAGCCACUGGCUUCACGGAUCUGCGCUUUCGGAAGGUACCAUUUACAUACCUGCCGAAGUACGACGAGGGUCUGGACACUGCCGAUGGCCGACCAGCGCAAUUACAACCGGCUGUGAUCGGUGGCAGGAACGCGCUGUAUCUCCCGGGCGGUACACCCAGCUUCCUCGUGAAAGAAGCGACCAGUCUGCCGAAAGUCCUUGGCCUAAGGGCAAGAGGAGUGAGAUCUUUCUCGCCGCUCCACCGAGCGGGUUGCCAGCAGGGCUUCGCGCUCGUAGAUGGAGAUGGCAAGCUCAAGGAGUACCAGCUCCCUGGCCAUGUCUCCUUCGCAACGGGCUGGAGCGUGCGCACGCUAACACUUGGUGAACCGCCGCAGGAAGUACGACAGGUGGCCUACCAUGAGCAGAGAGGUAUCUAUGUUGUUGCGACCUGCAGAGAUGUGGAUUUCACGCUCCAUGAUCUCGACGAGCGGCAACGCGAUGACGAACCGAACCUCAAACCGCAAGUGCCACAGUACACUCUCCACCUCCUCUCCGCUACGUCUCAUAAAGUGAUCCAAUCGUUAGAGAUGCCGUAUGCAGAAAUCGUAACCUCCCUUAAGAUAAUGCCACUGGAGGUCUCAGAACACACCCACGAGCAGAAACUCAUGCUCGUCGUCGGCGCCGCUGCGCAACGCGGCGAAGACGCCCCCGCCAAGGGCCUCCUCACCGUCUUCGACAUCAUCGACGUCGUACCUGAGCCGGACGAUCCCGAAAGCGGCAUCAGGCUGCACAUUGCUGCGCGAGAGGAGACGAAAGGUGCCAUUACCGCGUUGGAGUCCUUUUCAGGCGGCCUUGUGGGCACGGCGCAAGGGCAGAAGAUCAUGGUGCGUGGUCUGAAAGAGGACGGGACGUGCUUGCCUGUUGCCUUUCUGGACGCGCAGACAUAUAUGGUCAGUCUCAAGACCAUGGGACGGUCAGGACUGUCGUUGGCGGGCGAUGCGUGGAAAGGGCUGUGGUUCGGUGGGUGGACCGAGGAGCCGUAUCGGUUGACGUUGCUUGGCAAGAGUCGGACGAAGAUGGAGGUGGUGAGCGCGGAGUUUCUGCCGUUCGACGGACAGUUGUACCUUCUUGUUGUGGACGGGAAGAUGGAUUUGCACGUGCUGCAGUAUGAUCCGGAGAACCCGAAGACGGUGUCCGGGCAGCGACUUUUGCACAAGAGUACUUUCCAUCUCGGACACUGGCCCGUGGAUAUGCUGUUGCUACCUUCGGAUUUGGCACCGUUCGCUCAGCAGGCACCGCUCACGAACGGCGACAGCAACGGUCACACCAACGGCACGGAAAGCUCUGCCGCGAACGCGCCCGCGCCCGCGCCCUCGCUCUUCCACGUCCUCACCACCUUCCAAUCCGGCGCAGUAGGCCUCAUCACCCCCGUGGACGAAGCGACGUAUCGCCGCCUCGGCGCGUUACAAACACAACUCACCUCCGUCCUCGAGCACGCGGCCGGCCUCAACCCGCGAGCCUACCGGGCGGUAGAGUCCGAGAGUUUGGGCGGCCGAGGGGUAGUGGAUGGCAUGUUGGUGCAGCGGAUUGGUGAGCUGGGGGCGGCGAGGAGGGCGGAGGUGCUGGGAAGAGCCGGGGCGGAUGCUUGGGGGUUGCGGAGUGAUCUUGAGAUUAUAUUGGGUAGGGGUUUGGGAGCCCCACUUUCGAGGGAGGCACGCUCCGUCACUCAGACAUACGACCCUACUCCCAUUCCUUAUGCUCGUUUCUGCCCCGGAAGACCUGAGGUGUUGGCUGUCCGUCUUAAGUUAUCGAAGCGGGUGAUGUUACUCCGUGGAUCUUCCAACAACACCGGUUCGAAAGGGUUGUGCCUGGAAUAG